Molecule: messenger RNA, 1191 nt
Organism: Ostreococcus lucimarinus CCE9901
Lineage: Eukaryota; Viridiplantae; Chlorophyta; Mamiellophyceae; Mamiellales; Bathycoccaceae
Exons: 1
Coding region: 1-1191 (396 amino acids)
Molecular function (GO): hydrolase activity
Source: RefSeq, a predicted model, not a curated record
AUGGGCGCCGCCGCGGCCAAGCUUCGCGAUCUCCGCGCCGGCCCGCUCGACGCGUCCGAGUGCGCCGAACUCAAACCAGUCUGGGGCCCAUUCGUGGACACCUUCGUCGCCACCUUACACGCCCAAGGCGCCGCCGUCGCGCCCGUCGACGUCGACGAACGAACGCCGCGAUCGCCCGCGACGCCGUCGGCGGCGCACGCGUCGACGUCGACGUCGUAUCGACGCCCGAGCGUCGAACGAUUGGUCGCCAUCGGCGACGUGCACGGAGACCUGGCGAAGACGCGCGAAGCGUUUCGCGCGGCGAAACUGACGAACGCGCGCGACGAAUGGGUCGGAGGGACGACGACGUGCGUGCAAGUGGGCGAUCAGCUCGAUCGAGGGAAGGACGAGGUGGCGAUAUUGCAUUUUUUGGAGCGGUUGCGAGGCGAAGCGCGAGCGGCGGGGGGCGAACUCGUGGUGAUGAAUGGAAAUCACGAGACGCUGAACGUGAGCGGGAGGUAUAGGUAUUCGUUAGCGGAGGGUAACGCUGAUUUCACGCGAUGGCGGGCGCGACAGGACAUUGGGAAGGUUUUGCGAGCGAAUUGCGGGUUGGCGGCGGGCGUGUGCGAGUCGCGCGCUGGCGAAGCGGCGAAGACGGAUACUCUACCGAGUUUCGUGAAAGAGGGCGAGGGUGAUCGCUGGCGCGCGCUCGCUCCGGGAGCACCGUUGGCGCUGAGGUUUUUGGCGCACCAGCCGGUGGUGGUGGCGAUCGGGAGCACUUUGUUCGUGCACGGCGGUGUGUUACCAGAGCACGUCAAGUACGGCUUGGAUACGCUCAACGAAGAGAUCUCGCAGUGGAUCAAGCGGGGUAAAAUCAAAAGUGCGCCGCCGUUAAGCGUCCAAGGGCGAGAUUCGGUGGUUUGGGCGCGCGAUUACUCGCACGUGCAAGAACAUAAGUGCGAUUGCGACUUACUAGAGGAGACGCUUCGGAUGAUUCCCGGCGUCGAGCGCGUCGUCGUCGGGCACACCAUCCAGCAUCCGCACGGAAUUACCUCCGCGUGCGACGGUAAAGUCAUCCGUAUCGACGUGGGUAUGUCGAAAGGGUGCGUCGACGCCAAACCUGAGGCGUUAGAGAUUUUAAAGGACGGCGAGUCCAUCGCGAAAAUGAAGCUUGGUGACGACGGCGAAACCGUCGAGACGACGACGUUGUGA